This is a messenger RNA of Acanthosepion pharaonis, 507 nucleotides long. Lineage: Eukaryota; Metazoa; Mollusca; Cephalopoda; Sepiida; Sepiidae. The record is from the annotation of a GenBank genome assembly.
AUGACUCUGCUCUUCUCUCGCCCUUUGCCUGUAUCUUCCCAUUCUCUCCUUAUCCCUCCCAAUACAAUUAAGAUUAUCUAUUAUCUCAUGACUCUGCUCUUCUCUCGCCCUUUGCCUGUAUCUUCCCAUUCUCUCCUUAUCCCUCCCAAUACAAUUAAGAUUAUCUAUUAUCUCAUGACUCUGCUCUUCUCUCGCCAUUUGCCUGUAUCUUCCCAUUCUCUCCCUUAUCCUCCCAAUACAAUUAAGAUUAUCUAUUAUCUCAUGACUCUGCUCUUCUCUCGCCAUUUGCCUGUAUCUUCCCAUUCUCUCCUUAUCCCUCCCAAUACAAUUAAGAUUAUCUAUUAUCUCAUGACUCUGCUCUUUCUCGCCAUUUGCCUGUAUCUUCCCAUUCUCUCCCUUAUCCCUCCCAAUACAAUUAAGAUUAUCUAUUAUCUCAUGACUCUGCUCUUCUCUCGCCAUUUGCCUGUAUCUUCCCAUUCUCUCCCUUAUCCCUCCCAAUACAAUUAA